Molecule: messenger RNA, 6417 nt
Organism: Gavialis gangeticus (Gharial)
Lineage: Eukaryota; Metazoa; Chordata; Crocodylia; Gavialidae
Product: KIAA1958 ortholog
Exons: 4
Coding region: 289-2508 (739 amino acids)
Source: RefSeq, a predicted model, not a curated record
UCCCCCCGCCCCACAGGCACACAGCCCCCUCCCCACUAGCCAUCCCAUCCCCCCAUCCAAUACAGGGACAUAGAGCACAGCCUGCCCUCACCCCACAUUCCUAUGGACAGACACCUGCAGGGCGAAUAUAAACACAAUGGCAUUUGAGUUUGUGUUGAACUUUCCAACUCCUGAUGUUUGACUGGGUUUGAAAUUAGAGAGAAUGAAUUUGCUUAGUCCCAGACACUAUUAUUUGGUGAUGGUUUGUCAGCAUGUGUCAGAUGGGAAAGGAGCUGUUUAUCCUAUAACAUGGAGGAUUGCCUUCAUACUUCUUCUGAAAAUCUUUCCAAACUGGUCAGCUGGGCUCAUAGCCAUGGGACCAUAUGCAGCCUCAUUCCAAAUUUAAAGCACUUGCUUUCAGAAGGUUCCCAUGGGAACCUCACAGCUAUGUGGGGCUGUAGUGCAGGCCAUGCUUACCACUGGCCACUGACUGCAACCUGCCGGGCUGGGUCGCAGGAAAGAGUGUGCUUUCAAGACAACAGGAGCUUUAACUCAGACAGUCCCAGCAUUAUUGGUGUGCCAUCGGAAACACAGCCCAGCCCUGUAGAGCGAUACCCUGGAAGACCAGUGAAAGCAAAGUUGGACUGUAACAGAACCAGAGACUCCUGUGACUUCUCUUACUGCAGUGAGCCCUCUGAGCUGGGUGAAGCUGUGGAAGAAUAUGAAGAUGAAGCUACUCUCUUUGACAUGGUUUGCGAGUCUUCAGUGACAGAUGAAGACAGUGACUUUGAACCUCAUCCCCAAAGAGCGCAAAAUGUUUCCCGCAAAAGGUCUGCGGUGGGACCGUCAUCAACAACCCUUUCAGGCUCCCAACCUCAGGUCACUGAUGAAAGCACCAAUGAUGUGAUAGUCAAAAAAAUCAAGCAAGAAAUCCCGGAAGACUAUUACAUCGUGGCCAACGCAGAACUUACUGGUGGUGUCGAUGGACCUGCACUCUCAUUGACACAGAUGUCCAAGCCCAAGUCUCAGACUCAUGCUGGGCCUUCCUAUGUUGGUCCACCUAAGCCCAGCCCCCACGCAACACCUUCUCUCAAUGCUGAUCUAGACUUGCAAAACUUGUCUGUAUCUCCACCCAUCUUAUCAAGACCUGCUGUUCAGAAGCCUGCUAGGGUAACUCUGGCUUCGCCAGCCAGAGGACCAGCUAGUACCCCUACAGCCAACCAGCAGGUUGCCCUUCAGAUGCCUGUCAGUAGUUCCAAUACCAGCAAACAAAUUAGUAUUCCUUUGUCAGCCCUGCAGCUCCCAGGACAAGAAGAGCAAGCAGGCUCAGAAGAGCUGCUCCAGCCUGUGCCAAAUCAGGUUCCAACCUGUGAAGUAGCAUCAUCUCCUUCUGUUAGCGCAGAGCCAGAGGUCAGCUCUAGUCAACAGCAGGCCAGCACUGCCCCUACCAUCACCACUGAGGCCACAGCCCAAUCAGUACCAGACCAGGAUGAAAGAGCAGCAGAACUUAGCAGGGAGCAGAAUGAGAAAACCAUCCGCAGCACUCAAACCGCACUUCGCAACUUCAGAGAAUUUCUCAUCUCCAAAUAUCCCUCUGAGACCCGGGAAAUCUAUGUCAUCCCUUGCAAAGAGCUUGAUGCAUACCUAGCUUCUUUCUUUGUGGAUGCCAGGCAGAAGGAUGGGUCAGAAUAUGAACCAAAUAGCUUGGCCAACUACCAGUGUGGGCUAGAGCGGUACCUCAAAGAGCACAGGUAUGGAUACAGUAUUACCAGGGAUAAGGAGUUCAAGAGGUCUCAGGAAGCUUUGAAGCAAAAGCAGAUAGAGCUGAGGUGUAAAGGUAAAGGGAACAAGCCACACAAAUCCAUGAAGCUUACCUUUGCUGAUGAGCUUAUCCUACGUAAACGAGGCUUGUUGAGUCGGUAUAACCCUGAGGGGUUGCUGAAUCUUGUCUGGCUAAAUAACACUAAAGCAUUUGGACACUGUACAGGUUUCCAUGGGUCCACCCUCAAAUGGGGGGAUAUCAGGCUCCGGGUGACAGAGACCGGACUGGAAUACUUGGAAUGGAUGGGGCCAGAUAAUGGAGAUGUGAACGCCAAAAGCAAGAGAGGAGGGACAGACUCCCGGGUGUACGCCACGCAGCAUUCUCCACAAACCUGUCCAGUGCAAGACUACAAGGAAUAUGCUCAAAGGCGGCCACCUGCCAUGCGAUAUGAAGACGCUCCUUUCUACCUGUCCAUCAAGCCAGUUGUCAACCUGGCUGCCCUUCACUGGUAUAAUUGCCAAGCCUUGGGGAAAAACAAGCUGGCAAAGAUGGUGAAGACAAUGUGUGAGAAAGGCAACAUACCUGGCAGAAAGACCAAUUUCAGUGUCUACCAGAGCUGUAGUACCUUGUCUGAAGCACAGAGCAACCAGCUGGUGCUCAUCUGUAACAAUUUAAGCCAGCAAGCAGCUCAGUCUAUGGCAAGCCACUCCAACCCUGGCAACUUCAUAGUGUCAGCUUCCUAUGACUCUUCCUCUGACACUGCUUGAAAGGUGGAUUUAAACUAAACUGCUUUUUUGUUUUAAGCUUUGAAUUUAUGCCCCCUAACACAUACCAACUGUGAUUGUACACUAUUUCCCCAUGCCCCUCAGUGUUAAUUCACUUUAUAAAAAAUAUAUAAAUAUAUAAUAUAUUUUUCUUUUUACAAAUAAGUCAAUAGAAAUAGUUUAGUAUUACUAACAUAGUAUUUAUAGUGUUAAUACAGAAAAUGAAAGCUACUUAUGUGUUAUAAUAUAAUAGCAGAUUUUACAAGAGCAAAAUGGUUCUCAGGCAACACAAGAUAUACUGAACAUACAGUUUUUAACAUGCAUAUGGAUGACAAGUGUAAAACCCCAGGGAGGUCUAUAUCUCAGUUCUGUUUUAAAGUAGUGUUGUUUUGUUUUUAAAGAAAAAAAAACCUUAUUUUGACCUUCCACACUGGGGGUUACAAACAUCGCUGGCUGCUGCUUCUUACCUGCUAGCUUGUUAUUGUUCAGUGAGACCUAGAAGUAAGAAAGGUUUUCAUAUAAGUUUGUGAAAUCAUUCACAGGGAUUUUUGUCCACAUGUUGUUUUGGUUCCUAAAGCUCAUUAAUGCUAGCUGGAAAGAUAUAUAAUAUUCCUCAAAUCAAUUGAAGAUAUGUUAAAUUGUUUUUGUUGUUGGGUUUUUUCUCCGUGAUUGAAAUGUCACUGGUUUUAGACCAGGAAGCAUUGUUUUCAACAAUAUGCAAUGAAAUAAUGGCAAAAAGACUGUUAUACCAGUAAUCUUAACUGCUGCAACCAAGCAUCAGUCUUUAGUUUUGCUAGAAAUUCAGUGUAAGAACCUACUAAAUUAGAACUGCAGUUGCUUUUUGAAUUUUCCAGAGAAAGCAACCAUACUGAAAAAUCAGAAGUCCUUGCCCAAGCCAUAAAAAUGGAAAGCAAAACAAACGUGUCUUAAAUCAUCAUUCAAAAUCCACAGAAUCCAAAACUGAUAAUUUUAUUAUUUGUAUUUUCUAUGUUAGGCAGAAAAAUGACAAUUCUAGAAUCCUGGAAGACAUACUGAGAUAAAUUCAGCUAGAUGCAUGCUCAUUGUUUCCAACUGAAAAAAGGGAAGUGAUGCGUGAAUAUGGAGGCAAAGGUUGGCCCUUAGAGACUUUAAAUCCUGACUGUUACCUUCCAACCUGUUUUACUUUGCAGUGUGACUGCUCAUUAAGUGCAAGGAAGAUACUAACAAAUACUGUAUUUCCAUAGAACCAUUAUAAUUCUUGACCUUUAUAAUUACAUGCGAUCGUUUCUUUGGGAAUUGAACUAAAUUUAUUCUGCAUUGCACAUGAAAAUGUUUUUGCUAAGGUUCCCUAGCACUGCAAAGAUGAGACUUUUGAGAAACACACCUGCAGCAUGGGCUGAAGCCCAUAGAAGCCCAUGAUAGUUUAGCUACAGAUUGAGUGUGUGCUCGCGCAGGCCAUAGAUGGGCACGUUGUCUGCUGGAAUUUAUUUACAUUCUAGUUUGGGGGUGAGGUUGUUGCUUAAGUUCUUUAAAUUUACAACUCUGUCAGAAGGUCUCCUAGAGCCAAAUAACCAUUCCAGCUCUAUGGGCCAAGGCACAUCAGUCAUCUAGUCAGUGGCAUAAAGAAAUGAUGGAGCUAACAUCGUAUCUAGCUGCUGUUGGCUCCCCAGUCUGAAUGACCAGGUGCCCAUUUACACUGGUUUGGCUGGGCACAGCCUUCUGGCAGUCAGGAGCAGGGUUUGUGAACUCAUGACUCUGGAGCCAUAGCCAGACAUUUUUUACUGCUCUGUCACCACACCCCCAGCACAAGAGUCUAGUGCAUUUAAUUAAAAUUGGUGGGCAAGAAAGAGUGUUACUACCCCCAGAAGAUGUAGUAACAGCAACUGAAGGUUGUCUCAGAGCUGGUCAGUGUUAUGAAACCUGUGUGGCUGAACCUAGGAUUAUUGUCUCUGUAUUGUUUGGUGGCAUGAUUUCCCCCAUCUUCAUAGCUUUCUCUUGAAGCUUUUCCAGUUUGUGUUGAAAAAUCAUUUUCAUCCUGAUUGGCAUCUUACAGCUAAUGCAAAAGCAUGCUUCCAGAAACUCCUUGGACCUAUUGAUUUCUAUGGGUGUUGCAUUUUGGAUUCAUCCCUACUCUUUACUCUGCCUGCGAUGAUUUAAGAUAUAAUCAAAGUAUCUCUUAAGGAGGAACAUGUUUUGCAGAAUGCUCUGAGGGAGCUAAAACAAGUCACUUGCUCUUUGGUUCUCAGUCCAUAAGGCAUGCUAUGUCCUGAUAGCUCCCAUUCUCAUUCCUCUUUUUCUGCUUUGUAUAUUUUAAUUUGUAUUUGGGUUCAUGUCAUAGUAGGGGUGAGCUAAUGGCUCCAGUACUGUUGAUCAAGCCAUGCGUGGUUGGUUGCUAUGUUUAGAAAGAAUUAUUUAUUUUGGAAAGUGGGUAGGGAGGACAUGUUUAUUACAUUUAUUUUAUUUCUAAACAGGGUUUUGUUUGUUUAUCCUAUUUUAAUUUAUGUGAACCCUAAUGAGUAACUCAAUGCUGAGUGUUUCUGUCAGAUGGAAGGCAGAUCACUAGGUGACCUUAUUUGGGGUGUUUAGAGCAAUAAGCCCUAUUUAGACUACUGGUUGAAGUAACCUUAAACCUGUAUGGUCAGGAUUUGAUAACCCUGAUAGUACAAUAUUCCAAAAGUAGGCCCACUGACUACAAACAGCACUUAAAAACUAUUCAGUCUGAGUAGGACUAUUAGACUUUGGCCCAUAAAUAGAAGGGCUUUAUAUUCACAUUCUUAUUAUGACCACUGCACAUUUUAAUUUAGCCCCUUAAAACCACCCGUUGAGAAGUAAGCUUAAGUGUUGACCUCUUCUUUUUUUUUUUUAAACUUGGAAAAAUAAGCUUCAUUAUAACCCUUCAUAUGAUAACAUUGUUCGUUGGAUUAAAUAUGAAUGUUGUUGACUGUACUGUACCAAGUGACUCUUUCCUGUUAAUACCAUUAGGACACUGAAGUUAGGCUGUAGCUCUGUGAACUGUUACAAACUUUUUAACCCUUCAUGCCUAUCUGAGCCAGGGGCUAGGUUCUCCCACCAUUACUCUGGUUUAAAAGUACCUUAUUCCAUGCUCUACCCCUCUGAAAGAACUCACUUACAAAAUAGGGUCCUAUUUGUGCAGUGGAUUAGAGCAGGUCAAAUGAUGAAUGACAUGGGUAACUUGAAAAAAUGCAUUGGAAAUGUUUGCACUACUGUCUAGAGUGAUAUGAUUUAAAAUGGUUGCUUCCAUGUGAGCAUAUUCAUUUUUGUUCAGGACAGUCCACCGGUUUUAGUGGGGUUUCUUGCAUGUAACUUAGCAAACUUUUGCCCUGUAGCUUUUAAAGUUAUAUUAAAGCUAAUUAAGCCUUACAAAUGAGAGGUACAUUUUAGAUAUAUGGUUUAUCACUGGUUUCUUGUGCAAACCAGCCUACAGGGAGAUCACUGCAUGUCCAUGUUGGUUUGUCCUUUCUAAGAGUCCCAACUAACAAGCAUGACACCAGUAAGUGCAGUAAAUGUUAGGUUAAUGCUCCAUUUGGCAUGGUCACAUAUUCAAAUACGUGCCAGUGAGAACAUCUACACUGGGUUAUACAAAUAUAUGCACCUGUGUCUGUUUAUCUGAUUGCACAUUCAAAUCUUUUCUUCACUAGGGGGCACAGGACUAAAGAACUUGAAUACUUAAGCCUUGUAGUAAUUACUGGUGUAUGUGUUUAUGGUAUUGCAUGUUUGCACAGCACAUAUGUAUGAUUAAGAGAGAACCCAUGCAGUGGUUGGGUAAACACAGUGAAGUUUUAUAAGUGUCAUAGCCUGUGAUUUGUCUCUGGAAAGGUUCAUACAACUAUUUCAAGUUUGUCAGUCUUACUAGGUGACACAUUUUGCCUUGCAGCUAUAUGUUUUUAAUCCACACAUUUAGCUUAAAAUCCU